AUGUUUACCGGACUUGUUGAGACGAUGGGGAUGGUCUCGGCCCUCGAGCCCCUCGAUACCACCGAGAGCGGGGGCGGGGGAACGUCUUUGACCAUUACGGACUGCGAGGAGAUCCUCACCGAUGUGCACCUGGGAGAUAGCAUCAGUGUCAAUGGAGCCUGCCUAACCGUAACGGCCUUCGAAAAGAACUGGUUCAAAGUCGGCGUUGCCCCCGAGACGCUGCGCCGCACGAAUCUCGGCUCCCUGACCGAAACAUCAAAAGUCAACCUCGAGCGCGCCGUAAAAGGCGAGACGCGGAUGGGUGGGCACAUCGUGCAGGGCCACGUCGACACGAUCGCAAAGAUCCUCGCCGCAACACCCGACGAGAACGCACUUGUCCUCCGUCUACAGCCCCGUGAUAUUACGAUACUGCGGUACAUUGUCGAAAAGGGCUUCAUUACACUUGAUGGGGCCAGUUUGACGGUUACGCAGGUGAAGGAUGGGGAGGAUGGCUGGUUUGAGAUUAUGCUCAUUGCGUAUACGCAGGAGAAGAUUGUGACGGCGGCGAAGAAGGUUGGUGAUUUUGUCAAUGUGGAAAUCGAUGUUGUGGCCAAGUAUGUUGAAAAGGGGAUUGAGGCGUAUUUUGCGGGGACGGCGGGUGGGAAUAUGAGCAUUCUGGAGAAGAUGGUCGGGAGGAUUGUGGAUGAAAAGUUGAAGCAAUAG
Molecule: messenger RNA, 702 nt
Organism: Aspergillus calidoustus
Lineage: Eukaryota; Fungi; Ascomycota; Eurotiomycetes; Eurotiales; Aspergillaceae
Source: the annotation of a GenBank genome assembly